Acanthosepion pharaonis is the source of this 816-nucleotide messenger RNA. NCBI's taxonomy places the organism in Eukaryota, Metazoa, Mollusca, Cephalopoda, Sepiida, Sepiidae. The record is from the annotation of a GenBank genome assembly.
AUGUCAGGAACUUGCUUCUCAGAGCGAUCAACAAUCUAUAUUGGAUUUUCCCUCUUUCUGUCCGAUUUGUCCACAUUUCCCAUCCUUUCUCUUCAUCGUUCAGUCUAUGAUACUCUCAGCAUCCUUUCUCUUCAUCGUUCAGUCCAUGAUAUUCUCAGCAUCCUUUCUCUUCAUCGUUCAGUCCAUGAUAUUCUCAGCAUCCUUUCUCUUCAUCAUUCAGUCCAUGAUAUUCUAAGCAUCAUUUCUCUUCAUCGUUCAGUCUAUGAUACUCUCAGCAUCCUUUCUCUUCAUCGUUCAGUCCAUGAUAUUCUCAGCAUCCUUUCUCUUCAUCGUUCAGUCCAUGAUAUUCUCAGCAUCCUUUCUCUUCAUCGUUCAGUCUAUGAUACUCUCAGCAUCCUUUCUCUUCAUCGUUCAGUCCAUGAUAUUCUCAGCAUCCUUUCUCUUCAUCGUUCAGUCUAUGAUACUCUCAGCAUCCUUUCUCUUCAUCGUUCAGUCCAUGAUAUUCUCAGCAUCCUUUCUCUUCAUCGUUCAGUCUAUGAUACUCUCAGCAUCCUUUCUCUUCAUCGUUCAGUCCAUGAUAUUCUCAGCAUCCUUUCUCUUCAUCAUUCAGUCCAUGAUAUUCUCAGCAUCCUUUCUCUUCAUCUACAUAAGGAGAAUCUUCAUGACUUUCUUUUUCUUCUUUGUCACUCCCUGCCACAUCCACAGCAUUUUUCUCAUGUUUUUCUGAUUUUUUCAUCGUCGUCUCUUCCUUCUUUCCCCUUUCUCAUUCUUGCAGCUUAUUUUUCAUCACUGUCGCCAUUUUUCUUCUUUCAAUAG